AUGUGUUUUAAAAUCUUUAUAUUGAUAAGCUGCACAAUAAUCAUAACUUAAUGUCAAUAAGCUAGUACAAUUUAAUUAAUGUAGUUAAUGAAAAAAAUACGUGUUUAUAAGAUCAAUUUUUACAAAAGAAACAAAGUUGCUAGAAUUUGACUGAAUUAGAAAAAGGAACCUUAUCUUUUAUGAUGAUGAAUUGUCAUUAUCAAAGAUCUGGAAGAAAGACAAUUGAUUGCAAUUAUGAAUUGCAUGAUUUGUAGUAUUGCACAAGAUAAUUGGAUCCAAAUUAUUGGUAAUUUUUUUCAUAUUAAUUUAAAUUUGAAGGAAUAUUUUUACUUAAUUUUAUAUUCUCAUUUAACAUUUCUGUUAAAUAUAAAUAUUGCAGUACUUGUAAACUAAUGUUGAGUCUAAAUUAUCCUUAAUUUCAAUAGAAUAAUAGUUUCUAAAUGCAAAUUUGUAAGGACUAUACAAAUAUUUAGAUAAUAACAAUCAGAAAUAUUUUCUGAGAUUUUAGCUUAAUAAAAUGAUAUUUAAAAUUAAACUUAGGUAUUUUUACAAUAUGUUUCCCUACAAUAUUUGAAUUUUAAUCAUUAAAGAGAAAAUGAGCAAUAAAAUCAAAAGGUUAUGAUAGACUAUAUCAAUGAAAUUAACUAAUAAGUUCAUAAAUAUCAUAAUGAAAUAGAAAAUUCCUUUUAAGAAUUAAGUUCAAUUUAUUAGAUAGCAAAAUAUUAUAUCGAUUUAAUUUACGUUCAAGGAGUUAAGAUUAGUAAUAUAUAUAUUUAUAAAUUAAGAUCAAAUCUUUUUUUAUAUUGGAGAUUUACUUUUAAUGUGGUUGUUUACUUCGAAUAAAUAACUUAUUGAUUAAAGAUUUAACAAUUUUUUGUUAAUAAUAAUUUGUUUUGUUUUAGAAAACUAUUUUGAAAGUUCAAACUAUAUUAAGUGUUUUUUAGUAGUGAAUUAAUUGUUGUUAAUACUUUAUGGAUAUAUUUUUUAUAGGGAUUAUGAAUAAUUGACAUAUAACAAGUUAAUGUCAAUCUAAAAGAGAAUAAAUUACUUUGAUUUAUCCAAUUUUAAGUAGAAAGCUAAAUAAAUCUUAAUCAAUACAGUGACAACAACAAAAAAUUAAUGA
Messenger RNA from Paramecium sonneborni, 1123 nucleotides. The record is from the annotation of a GenBank genome assembly. Lineage: Eukaryota; Ciliophora; Oligohymenophorea; Peniculida; Parameciidae.